Molecule: messenger RNA, 1024 nt
Organism: Monomorium pharaonis (pharaoh ant)
Lineage: Eukaryota; Metazoa; Arthropoda; Insecta; Hymenoptera; Formicidae
Exons: 3
Coding region: 449-814 (121 amino acids)
Source: RefSeq, a predicted model, not a curated record
GCGGCGCUAUGACUGGUCGCGGCGGUGCGCGACUGCGCGGUGCGGCGCGGAGCUCGGCUCGACAGCCACGGUGAUCAGCUGUUCGACGAUCAGCUGUUAUUAUCGUCGAGGAUCAUCCCGCGUGGAUGGUCCUCCGCGUCGGCGGUUUCCCCUCAGUACGGGGUCCCCGUGUGCGGUCGGGAUCGGUAGCUCAAUACGCGUACCGGGAUCCGGGUGUCGAGCGGGGCGGUGUUCUGCCACUCACUGCGUGGCGCGAGAAAGCGCUCAGUGCGCGCUAGUGAAGGAAACCGGGUUUGCGGUUAUGUUCGGCACUCAGUGCGUGCUCUGGAGGCUCAGCUCAAUUCGCUGAGAGGAUCGGUCGGCUCACUUCGCUAGACCGGGGAAAUCUGAUUCCUUAUCACCAGCGGAGGGCUUUUAUAGCCCCCGUUUGGUGACAAGAGGAGCGGAGAUGUGCGGGGAAACCGAGAUAAGCGGAGGGGACCACAAGAGCAUUACGGCAACCGUUGAUCAAGAGGCCAACAAUAAUAGAAUAACGGCCCUGGAGGCUGAGGUCAAUAAUUUAUUACAACUAGCUGUAAUGAAGGUAACCGAGCCAAUAGGGCCACAAGGGGGACGAGCGAGCCGGGAUCGAGUAAACCGGGGGCGAGCAAGCCGAGACCAAGCGAGCCGGGAUCAAGCGAGCUGGGACCGAGCGAGCCGGGACCGAGCGAGCCGGGACCGAGCGAGCCGAGGGCAAGCGAGCCGGGACCGAGUGAGCCAGGGCCGUGCAACAGGUCACAACAAAAUCAGCAACAAGGGCCGCAAGAAACUUUAGAAGUCGUACCUGUAACCAUUCCCCGACAAUGGCAGAAAAGCGAUCAUAGCCGUAGCGGGAAGAGAUGGGGCUAACAGGAUGGAUGGCGUGGGCGAAGCGGACGAAGCGGGCGUGGCAGAACACGCGGGGAAACAAAAAUAUAUUAUUAUUAUAGAUAUUAUUUUAAUUUUCAAUAAUAAAUAAACGCAUAUUAUUUAUAUUUAAAAAUAA